AUGCUCUUCAGCGUCCUUUCCUUGCCAAUUGUAUUCCUAGGGUUGGCCGCCCAGUCCGACCUUGCGCCUUUGGAUGCAGAUGACGAGUGUGUCGACUCGUUUGCAGGAAGCUGCAGCCUCACGGCGCUGCAAACCAGAUCACAAGUUGCACGUGGGGACGCACCGCCAGCCAACGUGUCGGCAGGACAGCCGGGACUGGUGUAUGCUGUCUACACCUAUGGUGCAGUGGCAAUCAGCAAAACACCUUUGGCAGAUCGUUCCACGCCGAGCGGGAACUUCCGAGGAGUUCGCUGCUACAGUGAGACGAUCCUGAGCGGCUCAUUGCGGCAGACAGAUAUUGCGGCGAUCUUCAUGGGACUCAGCCAUCCACGGGUGCCCACGUUGGCGCUGCAUAAGAAGAAGGAUUCCGAGUAUUGGCCGGGAGCGGGACGGCCAGACCUGCCCAAGCAUGUGGAUCAGGGCCGGACGGCUAACAUCGCCCUCCAUGACAUGAAGAACUACAUUGAGCGCCUCGCCCAUUUGCAGCUUCAUGGCCAAAACGUAGCGCAGAACAAGCCUUUCAAUUUUGCCCACCACUUCGCCUAUUUGGCUUGGGGAGCCUACGAAAAGCAGAAGUCCUGGGUUACGGGCCAGGAUGUGACAAUGGAGCAAAUCAUCGCCCACGACGUGCCCGGCUGGAAUCUCGUGGCGCAAACACAGCAGGACACGCUUGAAGCUGUUGACAACAUCUGGCUCGUCCAGAACACGGAGAGCCUGGAUUGCGUUAUCGCCUUCGAGGGCACCCACUCCUUUCAGGAGUUCUUUGGCAACUUAAAGGGCGAAGAAAAGGAGAAGGGGUAUUGUGGGCUCCCGGGCGUGCACACGGGCUAUGCCGACAAGUUGUACUGGCUCAUGAAGUACAGCAUGCCCAAGUUGCGACCGAACCUUGCCAAGUGCAACAAGGUGAGCUGCACCGGCCAUUCCCUGGGUGGCUCCUUGUGCGAAGUCGGCUGCCCAGCUCGGUGUCUAAGCCACGGGGCUGUGCGCCAGAGAAAGGGAUGCCACUGCACCCAAAAUCUCUUGACAAAGGUCUUCGCUGCAUGCGCAAACUCGGGGCAUAUCCACGACAACCACUACAAGGCUCGGGCAGACAUGGCACAGCGGGAGAAAGCAACCCGAGCUCGGUAG
Symbiodinium sp. CCMP2456 is the source of this 1167-nucleotide messenger RNA. The record is from the annotation of a GenBank genome assembly. Lineage: Eukaryota; Dinophyceae; Suessiales; Symbiodiniaceae.